UCAACAUAUUAUUUUAAAGGAAAAAGAAAAAGCUAAAGGAAAAGGAAAAGAAAAAGAAAAAGCAUUCGUAAAUUAUGUUUCCCCUGGACAUCGAAGGGCUAAAUCUUUACCAGUGGCCAAAAAAGAUUAUGCGGAUUAUAUUAAAACUAUGGAUGAAUCCAAUAAAAACAAGAAAACUAAGCCUAAAAGAUUUCAUUCACUUCAGAGAACGAUUUCUGUUAAAUAUAUGAAUGCUAAAGAUAAAGCUGUAAAGUAUUAUAAUAAGCUUAAUGCAAGCCUGAAGAAGAAUAAGUCAACUGGAGAGAAUAGUCAAGGGACUAGAUCGCUCGAGGAACAUAUUCCAGGAUUAAGAAGAACGAACUCUGAAAGUGCUAUUGAUACCUCUGCUCGCUUUAAAUGCUCACCGCUAUGUAUGCCGCUUGGAGAGAAUUUUUUUAGAAGAGGUGAUCGAACCAUUUAA
This is a messenger RNA of Meloidogyne enterolobii, 460 nucleotides long. NCBI's taxonomy places the organism in Eukaryota, Metazoa, Nematoda, Chromadorea, Rhabditida, Meloidogynidae. The record is from the annotation of a GenBank genome assembly.